CGCGGAACAUACCUUAUGUUUCUGGUGUAGUCAUUAAUGAUUAAAAACUAGAAUCUCAGUAAAUCCUGAUGAAUUAAAAAUAGAUAAAUAUUAAUAAGCUACGUACUUGUCAGUUAUCAUUGGCAUGGAACAAAAUAAUAAUGCUCAGGUGUCUAAACCAGAGGUGAAUCUAAACAAGAAACGUGAAGACUAUUUAGAAUGGCCUGAUUAUUUUAUGGCUGUAGCUUUUCUUUCUGCUCAAAGAAGUAAAGAUCCUAGAACACAGGUAGGAGCAUGUAUUGUCAAUAGUGAAAAGAAAAUAGUUGGCAUUGGUUAUAAUGGUAUGCCAAAUGGAUGUCAUGAUGAUGAAAUGCCAUGGGGAAGGGUAUCAGAUGAUAUUUUAGAUUCAAAAAAACUAUUUGUGUGCCAUGCAGAAUUAAAUGCAGUAUUAAACAAGAAUUCAGCUGAUGUUAAAAACUGUACAAUAUAUGUAGCAUUAUUUCCAUGUAAUGAAUGUGCCAAAAUAGUCAUACAGUCUGGAAUUAAGGAAGUGAUUUAUUAUUCCGAUAAGUACAAGGAUGUGGCAGAAUUUAAAGCAUCUAAAAUUAUGUUUGAUAAAGCUGGAAUUAUUUACAGACAAUACAAGCCAUCCUGUGAUAAAAUAGUCAUAGAUUUUACCAAGAUAGAUAGUUAUAGAUCAGUCGAUGCUAGUACUGUUGAUGACCUAAAGGACCCCACUGAUACUCCUACAUCCUGAAUUACAUUGUAUAUAAAUGACAGCAAUUUUAUUAAUCAUUACAACUAAUCAUUAAAUGAAUUGGAGUUGUAUUAAUCAUAUAAAAUAUCUUACCUGAAUAAUACGCUGUAAAUUGUACUCGAUUGGUAUUAAUGGUAUUGGAUGGUAUCAAUGGUAUUUGAAUGGCAUUAAUCAUACUUGAAUAGUAUCAAUGAUAUUUGAAUGGUAUUAAUGGAACUUGAAUGGUAUUAAUCAUACUUGAAUGGUAUUAGUCAUACUCAAUGGUUUUAUUCAUACUAAAAGGGUAUCAACGGUACUUGAAUUGUAAUAUUGUAUUAAUCAUACUUGGAUGGUUUUUUAUACGCCCACAUGGAAAUGUGGACGUAUAUUGCUGUCCACAUUUCUUGUAUGCACGAUAGAGGCUACAGCUUUAAUCUGAUCUUGAUGAAACUUGGUAUGCAUGUAUAUAUUGAAGAGAUCUCGGUCAAGUUCGAAAAAGGUAAUAAUCGGAUGAACGGUUUCAGAAUUAUUGCCCUUCACUUAGUAAAAACAUGUUAAAUUUUGCUUGUUUGCACAAUGAAGGAUGCAAUUUUUAUCCGAUUUUGAUGAAACUUAGUAUACAUGUAUAUAUUGUUGAGAU
This is a messenger RNA of Lottia gigantea (owl limpet), 1355 nucleotides long. RefSeq lists its product as hypothetical. Gene Ontology annotation, biological process: dUMP biosynthetic process; dTMP biosynthetic process. The coding region runs from base 125 to 736 and encodes 203 amino acids. Gene Ontology annotation, molecular function: dCMP deaminase activity; zinc ion binding. The transcript is spliced from 5 exons. Gene Ontology annotation, cellular component: cytoplasm. NCBI's taxonomy places the organism in Eukaryota, Metazoa, Mollusca, Gastropoda, Lottiidae. The record is from RefSeq and is a predicted model, not a curated record.